Molecule: messenger RNA, 1116 nt
Organism: Zophobas morio
Lineage: Eukaryota; Metazoa; Arthropoda; Insecta; Coleoptera; Tenebrionidae
Exons: 2
Coding region: 1-1116 (371 amino acids)
Source: RefSeq, a predicted model, not a curated record
AUGAAUUCAAUUGAAAGAAUUUUGCGGCUACAAUCUGAAAAUAAAUUAAGCCAUGAUGAAAAACUAUUAAUAAAAAACGUUGGACCGCCAAGACCCGAUUUGGACAUUGCUGUGUCGUCUAAAGUUAAAGACAAACUCGUGCAUCGAAAAUUUAAUAAGACUAUGUAUCAAAGUGAGUGGUGGUUAUGUGGUUGCAACGCGAAAAACUCCCUUUUCUGUUUUGUAUGUACCCUUAUGAAUAACGGAGCUGUUGAUAAAGCUUGGACUGAAACCGGAAUCACGGAUUUAAAACAUUUGGGGGAAAAAGUGAAAAAGCAUCGCUCGAGUAAAAAACACUUAAAUCUCAACGUAUCGUUCGCAGUGUUAGGUGAAGUAGACAUAAGAAAUCAGUUAAAUAGUGCUUAUAGAGAGAACGUCGAAAAACAAAAUAGAUACAUUUUAAGUAAACUGAUUGACGGUAUAAAAUUUUGUGGAACCUUUGAGUUGGCUUUAAGGGGGCAUGAUGAAACGCAUGAUUCUACAAAUCCGGGAAUUUUCAGAAGUUUAAUUAAUUUAAUGGCAGAGCUUGACACUACAUUAAAAUCUCAUAUAGAAAAAACGAACAAUCGCGUUUUUAUGGGUCUUUCAAAAACCAUACAGAACGAACUACUUGAUUCAAUUUAUGCUGUUUGUAUUAAUUUAAUCAAAGAUGAAAUUUUGGAAGCGGACUAUAUAUCUAUUUUAGCUGAUGAAACUACAGAUGUAGCUUCACAGUCGCAGCUGGUUUUUGUCGUUAGAUAUGAAUUGAAAGGUAAAAUAUUUGAAAGAUUUUUAGGAUUCAUUAAUCCAACAGAUCACACAGCUGAUUGUAUUUCUAGUAUUAUUUUAAAUGAGCUCGAAAAACUUGAAAUCAAUCAAAAUCCAAAAAAACUUAUAUCUCAGUCUUAUGAUGGUGCUUCGGUUAUGAGUGGAAGACAAAAUGGGGUACAAGCAAACAUCAAGAAACAUUACCAUCAAGCUCACUUUAGUCACUGCUAUGCUCACCAGUUGAAUUUAAUUAUAGAAAAGGCGGCAUCAGCACACAGCCAAUUGUCGAACUGCUUACUUAAGCGAUCGAUUCAAGAUACCAUAGAAUAA